Nakaseomyces glabratus is the source of this 2043-nucleotide messenger RNA. It is a transcript of the gene LRO1, whose product is annotated as phospholipid:diacylglycerol acyltransferase. Gene Ontology annotation, molecular function: phospholipid:diacylglycerol acyltransferase activity. The record is from RefSeq and is a predicted model, not a curated record. Gene Ontology annotation, cellular component: perinuclear endoplasmic reticulum; cytoplasm. NCBI's taxonomy places the organism in Eukaryota, Fungi, Ascomycota, Saccharomycetes, Saccharomycetales, Saccharomycetaceae. Gene Ontology annotation, biological process: lipid storage; triglyceride biosynthetic process.
AUGGUGGCUAGGCACAGGAAUAGGAAGCGGGAAGUUAGCCGGUCGUCGGUGUAUGAGAGCAGUGAUGUUACAAGCGAGACAGGUGUUCGAGGCGAUACAGUUGAGUAUGAUAUUGAUACUGAACAACCUAUCCACUUGAACAGACAUGAAUUACAAAGGCGGGCAUCUACUGCUUCUAGACACUCUAAGGAAGGGGAUGAUCAAGAUGAAAAUGAGAAGGAUGAACAAUUGUUGGAUCGUAUUAUACCAAGACGGCAACGUAAACGGUGGAGAGACUCCAAAAGGUUUGUGUUCUCCAUGGGUGCUCUAUUGGGGCUACUGAUUUCUGUGUAUUUUGGUGCUGUUCAUGUACAUGGGAACAACAAGGAGUUGCUCGAUGGUAUCAUGAAUUUCGAUGUUUUUAGAGAUUACUUCGAUGACUGGAAGGAUAUUUUGCCUGAUGGGUUUACCAACUUUUUGACGGAUAUACAGACUAACUAUCUGGCUGCCUCUUCAGUUCAGAACUUGACACAGAGCUUCGGAGUGGGAAAACAAUACUUGGCUGAAUAUAAUGUGACUACCAGGCACCCCGUUGUCAUGGUACCAGGUGUGAUAUCGACAGGAAUAGAAAGUUGGGGUGUUAUCGGUGAUGAGGAAUGUGAUAGCUCACCACAUUUUAGAAAGAGACUUUGGGGAUCUUUCUAUAUGCUAAGGACCAUGGUUCUAGACAAAGUUUGCUGGCUCAAACACGUCAAACUGGACCCCGAAACAGGUCUAGAUCCUCCAAAUUUUACACUGCGAGCAGCUCAAGGAUUUGAAUCAUCUGAUUUCUUUAUUGCAGGUUACUGGAUUUGGAACAAAGUGCUUCAAAAUUUGGGUGUUGUAGGUUAUGACCCAAACAAGAUGACUACUGCUUCUUAUGAUUGGAGAUUAGCAUACCUCGACUUAGAAAGGAGAGAUAAGUAUUUCAGUAAAUUAAAAAGCCAAGUCGAGCUAUUUUACCAAUCUACUGGAGAGAAAGUCUGCUUGGUUGGCCACUCCAUGGGCUCUCAAGUGGUUUUCUACUUCCUGAAAUGGGUCGAAGCCGAAGGUCCAGAGUAUGGUAAUGGUGGUAAAGAUUGGGUUGCAAAACACAUUGAUUCUUUCAUUAAUGUUGCGGGCACUUUGCUAGGCGCUCCCAAAGCUGUUCCAGCGCUAAUAAGUGGUGAAAUGAAAGAUACUAUACAAUUAAACGCCAUUGCCAUGUAUGGUUUAGAGAAGUUCUUUAGCAGAAAGGAAAGAUUAGAGAUGAUUCAAACCUGGGGUGGUAUACCAUCUAUGCUACCUAAAGGUGGCAACUUAAUUUGGGGUGAUAUGGAUUUUGCAGCUGAAGAUUCACAGCACAACAAUACUGACACAUAUGGAAAUUUCAUUAGGUUUGAAAAUGUAUCUAAUGAUGAUGAAUUUAAGAAAAACUUAACCAUGAAUGAUUCGAUAGAGCUAGUAAGGCGCUUAUCCCCAAAGUGGUUGAAGGAAAGGAUAGAUGAGCAAUAUUCCUUUGGGUAUUCCAAGACAGAAGACGAACUGAAGGAAAAUGAAAAGAAUCACAAGUAUUGGACCAAUCCUUUGGAAGUUCCUUUACCCAAUGCACCAGAUAUGAAGAUCUAUUGCUUUUAUGGCUUAAACAACCCAACUGAACGUGCCUACGUCUACAAAGAACAGAAAACAGACAACCAGUCGUCCUUGAACUUGACUAUCGAUUACGAUAGUUCCCAACCGGUAUACUUCACUGAAGGUGACGGUACUGUCCCUGUUAUUACGCAUGCCAUGUGCCAUAAGUGGGCUCAAGGCCAAUCAGCCUACAACCCUGCUGGCAUGAAUGUAACCAUUGUAGAACUCAAGCAUCAACCCGACAGAUUUGACAUCAGAGGUGGUCCAAAUAGUGCUGAACAUGUUGAUAUCCUCGGAAGUGCCGAGCUAAAUGAAUACAUACUAAGAGUCGCAACUGGCAAUGGUGAUUCCAUUGAACAGAGAAUCCUAUCCAACAUGUCAGAGUGGGUAAAAGAGAUCAAUUUCCCACUAUAA